AUGGGAACCGUCGGGCGCACAUGGACCAUCAAAGGGCUCGCGCCAUCGCGCAAGGUGCAGAUCCAGGUGGCCUUAGGGGGCAUUUACGCCGGUCUGGCCGCAGCCUUGCUGCUUUGCGUGGCUGGCAUAAUUUCGGGCGAUUCCUCAGAUGGCCUUCUGAAGGCUGAGGUGACGCGCCUACCUCUGUUUCUGGCGCAGCUGCUGGGCGAUUCCUUCCCUGCAGAUGCCGCGCAGACAGUGCUGGGCCUCGGUAGUGGCGAGGCGGCGCCCAGUCAGCCUGCGCUGGUGCCGUUGGAUCCACUACUCUUCAGUGGUAGCUUGGCGCUCACACUGCAGGCCGUUCGGCUCUUGCCACUUCGAGGACUUGAUGGGCAUCUGCUGGCCAGAUUCCUCUUUGGUCCGCGGCCCAUCCAACUGCUUGAGCUUGCCACUGGCGUUGUGCUCCUGCUUGGUUCUGUCGAUCGCUUAGGACCUAAUGCCAAUGCAGCCGUCUGCAGCUCUGCGCUGUUCGCCUGGGGCGUAUCCUUCCUGGUCGCCACGAGGGAGACGCCGUUGCCGCCGCUCGAAGACUUCGACGACGAGCCUGCCAGCUCGCCUGGGUUAGCAGCCGCUGCAGUUCUAGCACUGCUUCUGGCAGGCUUGGUUCUGAUCCCAGGCAAGCUCAUACCUUACGGCUUGCUGAGGGCAGCGACUGCGAUUUAG
Molecule: messenger RNA, 702 nt
Organism: Symbiodinium pilosum
Lineage: Eukaryota; Dinophyceae; Suessiales; Symbiodiniaceae
Source: the annotation of a GenBank genome assembly